Messenger RNA from Acanthoscelides obtectus, 333 nucleotides. NCBI's taxonomy places the organism in Eukaryota, Metazoa, Arthropoda, Insecta, Coleoptera, Chrysomelidae. The record is from the annotation of a GenBank genome assembly.
AUGGUAGGAAAACAAAUCCUUCUUCCUGGCCUAUUACGGAAGGGGUUCAUGAUAUUAAAAUCUCGAAGAAAAUAUCCAACACCACCUCUGCACCAAACAAAUCCUUCACCGUCUCCCGGCCCUCCUCCAAUACCUACUUCGAACGCUGGCGGCCAAGGUCCUCCUCCACCUCAAGGCCAAGAAAACCUGAACGCUCUACAACGGGCUAUCGAUAGCAUGGAGGAAAAAGGCAUGCAAGAGGAUCCCAGAUACUCGCAGUUGUUAGCCUUGAGGGCUAGAAGUAACGGGACGAACUCCAUCUUCAAUCAAAACCAAAUGACUCAACUGAGGUAA